CGGAUGAGCUGGAGAAAAGUAGCGUGUGUGGAUGUGUAGUUCUCCCGUAAGCGCUUCUGUGUGUGCGUGCGCGCGCGCGCGUGUGUGUGUAUAUGCGUGUAUGCAUGCAUGCAUGCGCGCGUGCGUGAGGGAGUGUGUGAGGCGGGACGUAUGGACUGCGUGUGGGAUCAGAGCAAAAACGGAUCGCAGCAUUGAACUUUUCGGAAGUAGUUUUGUUUUGAGUUUGCGUUUUAGCCAUCUGGAAAGGUUGUUGAAAGGAUCUUGUGUCUUCCUGCAUUAACACACACACACACGCACGCGCACGCACGCACGCACACUAAGCCAGACAAGAUCUCCAGCAAAAGUUUCAGAUCAGAUCUGAUCUGAUCUGAUCUCGGGGUGAAGAUGUCCUGCUGAACGGAGUUUCCAGCUCAUUUCUCUGGGCUGCUGCUGAAGGCCAUAAACAGGAAGAACAAUCCGGCUUGAUGUGCUCCACCGGCUCUGCUCUGCUUUCUCUUUGGGGGUUGUUUUCUAUCUCUGCUGCAAACCUGCAGAUGAAAACCUGGAGCACUGGUGAUCAUCUGACUUCAUAGAUGAUCCAGGAGCUGACUGUCUACUCCAUACUCCAAGCAUGGAAGUGUGAAGAGAGAAGUUUAAAUCAAAAAAGAAAAGAAAUCAGGAUCGCCAGCAUGCUGAAGACUCUAACCAAAAAGCUCAGAAGACAUUCCCUUAAUGAAAUCCACCCUUUCCAGCUUAAGAUUUCCUACCACGGCAGUGAGGAAGGUGGAGAGAGCGAAGAUUCUGAAGGAGAGAACCAAGAGCUGGCACAGAUUGACCGAGGUGUGUGUCUUCAUUUUAUCCCUUCUUAACCACAAUCUUUUUUUUUGGGCUCACUUUCUUUUUUUUUUUUUUCAUCUAAAUUUGGACCUCAGGUUAUAGAAAUAUAAGGAUGUGCUAAAGUGUGUGGCAUCCAGACUUAUUUAGAAUUAAUCUCACUUCGACCUGAGGUGUAAUUCUAGACCUGGUCCAUACACAAUUUUGUAUAGUAUCAUUCUUUUGUAUAGAUGUACUGUACACAGCAAUACAUUAAGUACAAAACACACAAAGAAUGUAAAGUGAAACAUCGCUCUUAAUAUAUACUACCAUAGUUAGUCAUGCCAUGCUUACACUCACUGGCCACUUUAAUAGGAACACCUGUACCCCUACUCAUGUAGUUAUCCAAUCAGCCGCUCAUGUGGCAGCAGCACAAUGCAUAAUAUCAUGCAGAUAGACAUCAAGAGCUUCAGUUAAUGUUCAAAUCAAACAUCAGAAAGGGGAAAAAUGUGGUCUUUUUGAUUUUGAUCCUGGAAUGUUGUUGCCAUACUGGCUGGUUUGAGUAUUUCAGGAACUGCUGAUCUCCUGGUGAUCUCCUGCUGAACUCACAAACAACAGCCUCUAGAGUUUACACAGAAUGGUGCGAACGCAAAGAAACAACCACUGAGAGGCAGAUCUAUGCUGGAAAUGCCUUGUUGGUGAGAGAAACUUCAGAGGAGAAUGGCCAGAAUGGUUCAAGCUGACAGGAAGUCUAUAGUAACUCAACUAACCAUUCUUUGCAACCGUGAGCGCCGCAGGAACUGUGUUUUAACCCCCCUGGCUACCAGUCAGCAGCCUAAUCAGGGCCUGCUUUCCCCAGGCCGUGUCCGCCGUGUGCGGUUGCUACUGGAGCCUGCCAUGGAGCGCCAUAGCUCUGAAGAGGAGCUUGAGCGUAUUGCGGGAAUUGCUAGCACCGCAGGUGCUGAGGGUGGAUGCAGGUGGCACAGACACGGCGAGCUCAGCAGUGCCUCCAGUGACGAGGAGGUGAAGGACCUGUGUGAGCCAGGUGCUUCCCCCAGCCCUGUGCUGUUCAGCUCGUCACCACCUCGAGGCCUCAAACCCACACACACCUCCACACGACUACACACCAGACCCAUAAUCCUCAGCCACUUCGAACAGCCCGCCGUGCCAUACUGGAUACACCGGAGAGAGCCCGGUCGGCCGAGUCUGGACCUGGAGAAGAUGCAGCAGAAAAUGCUCCUGAAAAAGAACUGUGGCGGAAAAACAAGGACAAUCAAGAUCCGGAACCUGACCGGCAGUCGUCACCCUCCCAGAUACUCUUAUGAUCCCUCCAUCUUUGCCUUCCGCUCUCUGAGCACUGCCCCUCCGUGCAGUCCCCUGCUCUCCAACGAGGAGCCUCCUUGUGCUUGAGGGAAGCCACUGGACUUUGAGAUGAAACAGCACGUCUUGUUGGAUCAACCUUUUCCUCACCUUAGGACAGGGACCGUUGUAUUAUCCUGUCAUUUAGCAGGGUUUUAACCCAAACAAAGUGCCCAAGUUGACAAAACGGCAAAUCCCAGGAUGUAGAGGAGCAUCAGGGAAUUGGGUAAUGGUGUCUUAUGUUGUUUUACCCUUUUCGGCUGUCUGACCAUAUCUCAGGAAAAAUCCUUUUAACAUAUUUCUACAAAGACGAGGUCAAGGCCACUGAACUAUUACAGAGCCACAACAGAAAGCUGCAUUCUGCUGAAAUUGGCAUUUUGAAUCAUUUCGUGGUUCUUGAAUAACUCCGCACAUCUGGCCAUUUCCUGAUGUUCAGGUCUAGUUAUUCAAUUGCCAUUGUACUAUGUGCAUUUUGGCUAUUUGUAGAUCAUGUGGAAAGUCUACACCGAGAGCUUUGGGCUGAGAAGGAAACGCGAUGCGGUGUGAUUUGUAAUGUGAGGAUGGACUUUAUGGAAAGAGUGGGGGUGUGCUACACUUCCUUGCAGUCUUAAUAAUCAAAGAUGAACGAAAUUCAUGCUUUUAGGCUUGACCAACAAUCGAAAUAUAAACUCAAUAUUAUUUGGUUACCUCCGUCUGCCGUAGUGCUUGCCUAAGGUAUAUUCUUUGACCACAAUUAUUAAAUAAACAAGGUAAUAAAAAAGAACCCUGGUACUAGUCCAGCAUUAGACUAAAGCCAGUUUUACACUGUGUGAUUACAGCCGUCUUUUUAUUACUUCUCACACUGUAUUAGAUGAUCCCAAUAAACUCUUGGCUGAAUUCUAUACCAGACUGUGCAAUAAUGUGUUCUCCAUGUGAGAUUAUAUGUUCUGCUUACAUUAUCAAUCAGUGUGAAAAGGUCUCAUGCAGUAAAUGGGGUCAUGAAUAUGGAAACAUUAUUCAAAGUACGCUAGAUGUAAUAAGGAUAUUUUUUCUGUCCAUAGUUCAUUUAUGUUUCACCAUUGCCACUAACGUAUUUGUAGCCAUCCUGUGAGUUUUGUAUCAUGCUAUGCCGUCCUCCUAUUGGUGGACUUUAGCUGAGCGUCAUAGCAGCCACACUCUGAGAUUUUAAUGCAAAUAUCUGACAUUGCCACAACUUGUCAGCCAUCUUUGGUUGCGAUUUUUGUCUGCAACAGCAAAAUAGGGCCAAAAUUGUGCAGUGUAAAGCCGGCUUAAGCAUAUGAAUCUGUCUGACCCAUCACAGGUUUAGGAAAGACAGCGUACUCCGUGUUAUGUGCCUAAUGUACUGGAGCUGCAGUAUAGAAGCUCCUUUGCCAUGUUUGAAUGUUUUUGGACCAAGUAUCAAAGUCAAUAAUUAAUACUUAUAUUAUCAUAUUUCAUUGUAACCCCCUUUCUGGGUUAAGUCUAAGUUAAGCUUCUCUAUUUUUGACUGCACUCUUUCAAUCUUGAAUUAUUUUGGUAAAGAACAAACACAAUGUUGAAUAUAAAACAUGCGAAACGUUUUGUUUCAAGUAUUUUGCAUAUGUAAUUGUGUAGGUUUUAACCAUGUACUGUAUUGAUUUGUACCUAGCUUUUCAAUGAGUAGCCUUCUCUUGUAGGGGUCAACAUGUUUUUGCAAAAAGUGGGAGCGCUACAAGGAACGUUUUGUUACUGGUUCCACAAGUUUAAUCUAGUUACCCAUUCAAUUAUAUCCACGCGGAAUAAAUAUAUACACCUACCGGUCGGACAGUACCUACAUGUUUGUAACAUGUUCUAGUUAUUUUUUCUUUUUUUGGCCAUGUUCCAGCGAGAUGAAUAAAUGUCUCUUGGCUCCAGUGA
Molecule: messenger RNA, 4026 nt
Organism: Ictalurus furcatus (blue catfish)
Lineage: Eukaryota; Metazoa; Chordata; Actinopteri; Siluriformes; Ictaluridae
Exons: 5
Coding region: 1513-2202 (229 amino acids)
Source: RefSeq, a predicted model, not a curated record